This is a messenger RNA of Penaeus vannamei (Pacific white shrimp), 584 nucleotides long. RefSeq lists its product as uncharacterized. The record is from RefSeq and is a predicted model, not a curated record. Lineage: Eukaryota; Metazoa; Arthropoda; Malacostraca; Decapoda; Penaeidae.
UUCAUCUCAGGAAACGCGUGUGAUUGUUAAAGUUGUUGUUGAUUCCUCUCUUAAAGGACAGUAUGAUACAGCUGAGGAGAUAAGUUUACUUUCUCCUUGAAUCAGAGAAAGGGGAUAUUACGAUUGAGAAAAAGAUGGAGGCCGUGCCCCUGGAGGUGCUGUGGUGCCAGUGCCAGGGCAACGUGAGCGCGACGCCCCACCAGCUCGUGCUGCAGCAGCAGGUGCGGGCGAUGCACGGCGAGGCGCAGCACCACGCCCUCACCUACGUGGGCGUGGUGCUGCUGCUGUACCUGCUCGCCCUCGCCCUCAUCAUCUCCCGCUCGCAGCCCGCCGAGCGCUCCACGGCCGCCUCCGCCUUCUCCUUCUGCUGGGCGCGUCUGAGGGCGUCUCUGCUGCGCCGCGACGCCCGGGGCGGGCGGGGCCAGCCUCGGGCCCUUCUGAGGGCGCGCCGCGGCCUCUCCUCCGGCGUCGAGUCCACCUCCGACGGGAGCGAGGCUCAGGCGCGGCCGCUGGCGCCACUCCCGAAGGCGCCCGACGCGGCAGGGGAGGCAGCGGAGUAGAGGCUGCGCUCAGGCAUCUCAGGG